Mus musculus (house mouse) is the source of this 846-nucleotide messenger RNA. Its product is annotated as RIKEN cDNA 4930544D05 gene. Bases 166 to 810 code for a protein of 214 amino acids. Lineage: Eukaryota; Metazoa; Chordata; Mammalia; Rodentia; Muridae. The record is from RefSeq and is a predicted model, not a curated record. The transcript has 4 exons.
ACCUGAUAUACAGAAGCCUGAUGUCACAGCACCCCACAAACAAGGCACUAGCUGCCCUCUACCUCACAAAUACCACCUCCGCACAGCUGGUGGCGUUACUUCUUGAUCCUCCUCAACGAUGCCAGUAUUGUCCUGGCCCUUCUGCAUAUACCAUCUGUUGCGGACAUGAAGGGGAUUCCCAGCAAUUUGGACACCCUGCUGUGGGUCUACCACUUCCACAGCUCCACCGAGGUGGCCUUACAGCCUCCACUUCUAUCUUCCCUGGAACUUGCUGUGGCCGCAGCUCACGAAUAUCUGGUGCAAAGGUUCAGAGAGCUUAAGUCCCAGGACCCCCUGGAAUCCGACAAGUCGCCCACCCAGAAGGCCACCCUAGGGCUGGUGCUAAGAGAAGCUGCAGCCAGCAUCAUGAGCUUUGGAGCCACCUUGUUAGAGAUCUCGGCCCUGUGGCUGCAGCAGGAGGUGCAGCGACUGGACGGCGGCAACGACUGCCCAGGCCCAGCCCCAGACACUGGGGAUCCUGGUAGGGCGCUGGCCCGUGUAGCCCUGGCCGCAGGGCAGGGGAUUCGGCAAGCUGGAACGGCAGCUGGCGCAAGUGCCCGGUACCUGAUCCAGGGGGCGUGGUUGUACCUGUGUGGACGAGGUUUGCACGGGUCUACCUCAUCUCUGCCACAAACCCUAUGCCAACUGGGCCUUGGGGUCCCUGGGGAUCCGAGAGACUCGGGAAACCUCAAGGUGUCGCCCAGCAGCAGUGAGGAGAAUGGGGGAACAGAUAAUCCAUCACUGUCCCAGUCCAACCCUGUGUCCAAAUAAAAGUCCAGAACGGGACAACACCAGGUCCCUAUGCAA